Molecule: messenger RNA, 4008 nt
Organism: Larimichthys crocea (large yellow croaker)
Lineage: Eukaryota; Metazoa; Chordata; Actinopteri; Sciaenidae
Product: cysteine-rich secretory protein LCCL domain-containing 1
Exons: 15
Coding region: 438-1973 (511 amino acids)
Cellular component (GO): extracellular region
Source: RefSeq, a predicted model, not a curated record
CCUGCUGGCCUGUGUGUGUGUGUGUGUGUCUUGGGUUUGUUAGGUGGGGGUGCGGUGAAAAGGGGGAGCAAGAGGGUUUGAGGAGGCGUGGUCCUCUGCGCUGCGCGUCGCUAAGCGCAAAUUUGGCAUAUAAACGCAAAAAGAGCAGCGGUCCAGUGCAGCCAGUAGCGCACUGUGCGACCUGAGGAAUUCAACAGGUACCUAUAGACAUUUCUGAGCUCUCUUUCUUCCAGCGUGGAUGUACAGUCUGAAGGAGAGCCGACUGCCUGCACCUUUGUGUGAUGGAAGGGAUUAAAGAUUCCCUGGAUUGGAAAAUUGUUACUCUGCAAUAAUCUCAAGGCGUCCUGGCAUCUGGAAUAUUGCAAUUUCUAAUCAAUUUGGAGGAAUUUAAAGACAACAAAAAGUAUUCUUCGUUCAGCCGCAGUAUCAUCCCCGUCAUGAAAAGCUCCUUUCCUUUCCCGGGCUGGGUCAGAGUGGCAAGCUUGUUUCUGUGUUUGACCCAGACUGUUCUGGCCAUGGUCCUCACCAACUCCACACAACUCGAGUCCAUUCUGGACAAGUACAGGGACAAGGAUGAGGAGUGGUGGAGGGCCAGGUCGAGAGGGAAGAGGGCCAUCAGUGAGGGAGACAUGCACCUCAUCCUGGACUUGCACAAUAAGCUGCGGGGUCAGGUCCACCCUCCUGCCUCCAACAUGGAGUACAUGGUAUGGGAUUAUGAGUUAGAGAGGAGUGCAGAGCACUGGGCCUAUACCUGCCGAUGGGAACAUGGACCGAGCCACAUGUUGACACAAAUUGGCCAAAACCUCGGAGCACACUGGGGCAGGGACCGCCCCCCUACGUACCAUGUCCAGGCUUGGUAUGAUGAGGUGAGGUACUACAGCUAUCCUUACUCCCAGGAGUGUAACCCACACUGCCCAUUCAGAUGUUCAGGACCUGUCUGUACUCACUACACUCAGUUGGUGUGGGCGACGAGCAAUCGUAUCGGCUGCGCCAUCAACGUGUGUUACAACAUGAAUGUGUGGGGAAUGAUCUGGGCUAAAGCGGUCUAUCUGGUCUGCAACUACUCUCCACCGGGCAACUGGUGGGGUCAUGCUCCAUACAAAUAUGGUGCUCCCUGCUCUGCCUGUCCAGCUAGCUAUGGUGGAGGCUGCAGGGACAAUCUCUGCUACAAAGAUGGGGGUGUUGACAGGCGUCCAGCUCCAGAGCUUGAAGAAAGCAACUACAUUGAACCUGAACCAGAACCGGUCAGGGACAGGGAGCCCCAACCAAGAGCCCAGGCACCAAGUCCCUCACCCAAUGACAACCUGGAAAGAAACCAAGUUGUCAGCACAGAGCAGAUGUGCCAACAGGUCGAAUGUGAGACGAAGCUGAGAGAUCAGUGCAAGGGAACGACCUGUAACAGAUAUGAGUGUCCACCUGGCUGCCUUCACAGGGCUGGAAAAGUAGUUGGGACUGGAUAUUAUGACAUGCAAUCCAGUGUGUGUGGAGCUGGGUUACACUCUGGUGUUAUUGACAACGACGGUGGAUGGCUCGACGUGACCAGACUGGGCAGAAAACAACAAUUCAACAAAUCAUACAAGAAUGGGAUUCAGUCAAUUGGGAAAAACAGGAGUGCCAAUUCCUUCAAAGUAGAGACGGUGCCUGUCAAGGCAGUAAGGUGUGAUACCACCGUGGCACUUUUCUGCCCUUUCAAGAAACCUGUACGACACUGUCCAAGGUUGUACUGUCCCAGGAACUGUGUACAUGACAGUCGAGCCCGAGUCAUUGGGACGAAAUACUACACAGAUAAAUCUAGUAUCUGCCGAGCAGCCAUUCACGCUGGAGUGAUCCAGAAUGAGUCUGGAGGGUACCUCGAUGUGAUGCCAGUGGACAAAAGGAACCAGUACAGUGGUAGUUACCAGAAUGGCAUCACCUCAGAGAGCCUACUGAACCCAACAAGUGGAAAAGCCUUCAGAGUAUUCGCAGUCAUCUGAAAAACCACUCUCAAAGGACAGAGUACAUGGCCACUUCACAUCCAGCAAAACCCACUCAUUAUUGUCUUACAACCUGUAAUUAUGUUCAUACCUACAGUAAAUAAUUCAGGCUCCGACACUAAAAGUGCAACAGGACUUUAUUCAAGGCUUCCCCUCAAACUUUGGCCAUGAGUGAAUCAGUGUCCAAUAAUAGCAUCAGCAAAGGAUGUUUGGUGGAUGAUGAUCUUGGAUGUCUUUUGCCUUACGUCUUUUCUAUAUUUCUAGAGCUGACCGUAAUAAUCACAUUGGGCUGCCGUGUAUCUUUUUUGCUGACAUGACAUCAUGACAUCAUGUUUUCUUAAUACUUAAACUAUAUGCACCAUGAGAUUCAGCACCGCUCCAAAUGCCCCCCACAAUUUCAGACAUUAAAGUUAAGAUACAGUCAUAAAAGCUCCUCACUUUGUGGGAACAAAGUUAGGUUAGCCAGAACAUUUGUGCUGAAAUGAAUUGGCAUUUGUUGCUCAUUUCUAUGUAGGACCAAACCAGACCAAAAUGAAUAAGCACAAUUACAAACAACUAGAUAAUGUUUGAUGAAUAACUAUUGGGCAGAAUUAAAUGGUUAGAUAAGAUAGCAUACUAAUAGUUGCAGCUUACUUCUAUGAUGAAACCCCACCAGGCAUCUUUCUGUCAUAUUGCGCCCAUGAAGCUGUUUUGGUCAGUUCUCCAUGCGACUUCAAAUCCCACCAGCAGUGUUUCAAAAGGUCCCAUAUGGACUAGCGAUUAGGAUUCCUGGUUUUCACCCAGGCGGCCCCGAUAUGGGAACAGUUCCAUCUCAGUUGGUGGAACAUGCUACUAGUUCCUACCAGAGAACCUACUACUACUCUUUAGAGAAUCCCUCCUUUCCUAACACUACCAACAACUGGGCAUGCUAAAGCUAUCCCCCUCUACAACUGUCACUUGCCUGCAAAGUUUUAACUUGCUCUUUGUCAUUUUACCCUGUUUUAUGUGCUUCUGCUGAGUGUAUAUGCUACGUACUACAAUCAGAAGUUUGCAUAGGGUGUUUUAUUUUGAAAUCAACCAAAUUCUCUAUGCCCUCGCUGCUGAUUGCAGCAUAUGUCAAAAAUAAAAUAACUGUGAUUGUCAGCAUAGCAGAGCAGAAAGCUGCUUCUGAAAUGGACCACAUCACUUUUGGUGGAAGUUCAAACAAUGACUAGAACGGCCGUGAUUAGCGCCGUCUAUCGCGUUGCAGCUGGAAUAUGUCGUAUACUUGCCUGGUGGAUUUUAGCCAAUACGUUCCUUCGACUCUGGCUCUUGUCUUUUUUAAUUCUGGAAAGGCUAACCAUCCCCCAAACAGUUUAAAUGCACAGUACUUAUUUUUCUCUAGCCCUGAUGCUGAUGUGCGAUUGAACAGUCUCUGUUCAGGGGAAGGGCUUAACAAGUGUUAAAUUCAGGGGGGAACUUUUGUGGUACGCCCACUCACUUGAGUGGUAUGUGUGCUGGGAGUUAUUUCUAACUUUGCAUAUUGAAAAUAAAGUUAAUUAUGUCAUGUUAUGAAAAGCAAUGCACACAACAAGGACUUCUUUUCAUGUAUUUACCUCCUAUAAAGUAAGCUUUGGGCCUCCAUAUAUUGUUUCAUUUCAUCGGUGGUAAUAUACAGUGUAGCAACAAUGCAGGCAGUAAAAUACAGAUUGUAUAUUUUUGUACAUAUAAUGAUGUAAAUAUUACUGAGCAACAUGCUAUGAAAUGCUUGCUACUGUUGACCUUUCGUUUUCAUUCCUAACACCUUGCCAGCCUUACAAAGUCAAAUACGUAAUAAGCAAUAGAUUCUGAACCAGUGUCUGCAUGCGAGACAUAUAUUUGUCACUCUCAGCUUUUAUUUUCAUAAAUUUCACCAUAAUUUGAGUAUAUUCCUAUGUUUGUAAAUAUUGUGCAUGUAACAUAUUGUUUUAUUUCAUGCUAAUUUUCCCAGCUUUUGUUUAUAGAUUUAUAUAAAUGGACCCUGGCUGGCCAGGAACGUGCAUGGCAGAAUUAUAAUUAAAAUACUUGGGGAUAAAAA